Molecule: messenger RNA, 7197 nt
Organism: Ooceraea biroi (clonal raider ant)
Lineage: Eukaryota; Metazoa; Arthropoda; Insecta; Hymenoptera; Formicidae
Product: 6-phosphofructo-2-kinase/fructose-2,6-bisphosphatase
Biological process (GO): fructose 2,6-bisphosphate metabolic process; fructose metabolic process
Cellular component (GO): cytosol
Molecular function (GO): fructose-2,6-bisphosphate 2-phosphatase activity; 6-phosphofructo-2-kinase activity; ATP binding
Source: RefSeq, a predicted model, not a curated record
UUUCAUUGUUACUACUAAAUUCUAAACCAAUUAUAUAUAUGUAAUUGAAUUUAGUAAUAUAUUAAAAUCUUUAAAAUCUUUAAAGAUUUUAGAAUCAGAAAAUUAUCCUAAUUUGCGUAACAUAUUAACUGAUUUGUAGAAAUAAAUUAUAAAAUAGAAUUUCUCUUAAUUGCUUCCAAGAAUUGAUCGCAGAAUUAAAGAUACGUUGCAAGUAUGCGAAGUUUCCUUAUUUUAAUUUACAUAAAUGGCGAUUCGACAAAUCAGUGAUUCAUAAUGGAUAUAUUUGUAAGUACAACUUAAGUAUACGCUAAGAGACGCAACAGUCGUACGUAUACGGACCUUCGUUUGCCGAUCAUUCUUUCAAUUAAUCCGCUAGAACUUCAUUAUACUGGAAUUCAAAUUGACCAUUAACUAAUAAUGCACAUUAUAUCAAUAAAUUUUUAUGAAGAUUGGUGAGUAUGUGUUUGUACAAGUAGUAUCGCGCUUUUUCCUGUCUUUACUGCCAUUACUGUCACUCUGCAAGACUCCCAAUGCGUUUGUGGAACAUUUUCUGUUUAGAGAAAAGAACAAAAAUCCCUUAUCGAUUUUUCUUUAAUUUAGGAAUCAAGUUAGCGUACAUAGAAACAUUAAAUGUCUGCAAUACGUUAAUGAGAGAAUAGUUUACUUACAACGGGACGUUUGAAGUUAAUCGCGAAUGGAGUCUUAUAGCUUCAUUUUGUUACGAUCCAUUGGAUCAUGUAUGACCUUUAUCACGCAUCGGCAUAGCAUAUAUCACGUGCAGCGGCAGAUGCACGUUUAAAGUACUUUCCCGUUAUCAUCUGCUUCUGACGUUUACCUACUUAGACGUAAAAAUCUAAUGUCUCGCGGUGCUAUUAUUUACGAGUGUCUUAUCAGCGUAAACAGGAUAUUCUUCAACUAUUGAUUUCCGGAAGCUUUUAGGUUUUAUCUGGCUUUAAAGUUUUAUCAAAAUUUAUGGUAGACGUACUGAGAGUACUGAAAGUCUUACUUGUACAAUAUAUAAAAUAUAAAGCUGAAGUUACAGUUUUUACGUGCUAUACGUGUUACAAGCAAAUAAACGCAAGAAUACAAUUUCUUCUGUUUAAACAGGAACGUUUGAUAUAUCAUAGCAUAGCUUAAUAUAGCUUAAUACAUAGCACAGCUUAAUAUAUCUGGUUAAGUUUUCUUUCGUCUGUUAACACCUUUGGAAUGGGCACAUUUAUUUAUAGUUCUUUCGUGAAGAAAGAAGAGAUGCAGUAGAUUGCAUAUGCAUUUGUAGAAGAUAGUUCUUAUUUUUAAUAUAAGUCAGUUUAUUAUUUUAAAGAUUGUAAAAAAAUAGUAUAUGUAAAUCCAUACAAAAUGCGUCCAUUAUAUCAAUAGACUAAAAUGAGGUAUGCAUCACGCUCAUACCUUGGCGUUCUAAUAUUAAUCCACCUACGUGUGUAAGCGAUUUUCUUGGAAAAAUUUGUUUCUCUUUGAAUGGCGUUAUUUGAAAGCGGUUCCAAAGUCCACUAUUCGGCGGAGGAGUUGCUCCAUAUAGUGGCUUACACGUGAUGUAAUUACCCGGCAGGUCAGGACAUUAAUGAUCCGGUGUCUCCUCAUUUAACUCAAUGACGCCGAGCGUAUACGCGCUUAGAUGGUCGUUUGCCAAACGAUUACGUGAAAAUAGGAAAAACAGCCGUGGACUUUGGACGUGCAAUCGGCCAAGAAAAAUUCAAGCCGGUUUCAUCAGACAUAACAUAAACCAAUUUAAAAUUCUCAUGUCGAGCAUGUGCUAGAACGUCGUCAAUUGCGUACGUCAACGAGAAUUAUAGUUUAGUAAUAUAUCAGACAAGGACAAACGAUUUGUUAAAUCUUUGAAAAUUUAACAAAUUUUAAUUUAAAUCUAAUUUAAUGUUAAAAUUUUGAGAGAUCAAACUUGAGUUGGGUAAAUUUUAAAAAGUAAGAUAAUUCAAAGUUUUAAGAUCCAACCGGAUGCAAAAUGGAGUCAAUCGCGAAUAUAGACAAAGAAAGUGUUUAGUUCACGGAUAAAGAAAUUUACGCUGAAACGUUCGUGGCUUUUAGAUGGGAUGGAUGCUUCGACUCACGGCUAUAUGGGAAAACGAAUGUUCGCCCAUGGCGCGCAAAUUUUAUCCGAGAACAUGAUGCGUAGAGGGGUCAACCGAUUCUCCAUUGGCUCGCCAUGUCGGAGUACGUUCGCUCGUGGGUUCUGGUCGAUGCUGCUAAAAGCCGCCGUGGAACCAGAACUACUAGUCGUCGGCAAGCCGAGAAGCACGUAUCGACCGGCUACGUCCGCAGCGUAAGCACAGUCUAUUCUCGUCCAGCCGAGUAUACUUGUGGUCUUGUCGCGAUAGAGCGUGUUCUCUGAAGCAGUAAGCUCAGGAGCCAAAGCCGAGACUGAGAGAACAUCAACGAGAAGCCUCGAGGAACAUCCGUAAAAGGAAAUUUCUAUUGCCUGGGUGAACAUCUGCGUGUAUCACAUCAAUCAAGUUUUGUCGCGCGGGGGAGCACGAGCGGGAGGAAGAGAAAUCGGCGAUAAAGUAAGGACAUUAGAGUGAUCAUAGUAGUGACCCCGAGAUCAAAGAAAGAACAAUUGGCGAGAUCGCGGCCAGACGUUGUUACUAUGUAAAUUACCAGCGCGUAUACUCGCUCGCGCGCGCGCGCAUUGCCGUUUACGAGCAACGACACCAGCUGCGACAAUAUCAUCAUUGUCAAUAGCAGUAGUAGGAAGAGAAGAGUGAGCGACAGGGAAUCGCGCGGCACGCCGCGACCUAGAGGCCUGAGCUUUUCUCUGACCGAUCCCAAGGAAGCCCGCAAACUGGCUCCGGAAGUGAGGAUCAAGCAAAUUGGAAUGAGGGAGGACCUGCUGUCCAUAAUACGGCACACGAGCAGCGACCACUUCUCGGAAGAGCUUUAGCCGGAUACUCGGCCAGGAAGCAGAAGUGGAAGGAGCAGGACCAGCCAAGCUGGCGCGAUUAUUUGUGGCUAGAGUAUUCGCGCGAUAGAGUAGAGGUGGCUCUUGCUCGUUGGCCUUUUCGAGCGACCGACCGUAUCGGGCUUCCCUUCGUUCCGAGGAUCCUCGCACUCAUAUUCCUCAAUCGAUCGUGACCUCGUCGUAGCCAGAAGGGAGAACCGAGCGUCCACAGGACUCGUCGUUCUCCGUUAUACGGGUUUCCCGGUUAUGCCCUGGGUUGCCGCAUGCUUUGAUCUGCUGGCGGCUCCGUUACUGGGUUACUGUCUCGCGGUCAGGAAACUUGCCCUACAAGUCGGCAUCCUGCAGGAGAAGAAGAUCGAUCUCGCCGGGAGAUCGACUAGCACGGAAACACCCUUGUACGCUGACGUAACAACCAACAUGGUCCCCAACGCGGAAGAGCAGCAUCAAGAUCCCGGCAAAGAGAAGGUUGCGGGAAGAAUGUUGGGUACAUCGAAGUCAUCGCGCAAAUUCGCGGGAGUCAUCAUAGCCACUUGUGGUUUACCGGCUCGUGGGAAAAGCCAAAUUGGACAGAGUCUUGCUCGCAGACUCAAUUGGAAUGGCAUGACCACGAAGGUAUUUCGCGUGAGCGAUUAUCGAAGAAAACGGCUUGAUACCCGUACACCUCACGAGCACUUCCGAUCGGAUAAUGCAGCCAACAAUGCUUUAAGGGCUCUCGCUCAGAGGGAUGCUAUGCAGGAUUGUGCAGCAUGGCUGGCAUCUGGAAAUAACAUAGCACUUCUGGAUGCCAUGCUGAUCACGCGAGCGCAGCGCACGGAGGUCUACGACUACUUUUCCGGCCAGCUCGGUUAUCGGGUUUUGUUCAUCGAAUGCGUCUGCGAUGAUCCGGAGAUCUUGGAGCAAAAUCAGCAGGAGAUCGUGAGACACAGCAUUGACUACGUGGGUGCGGAUGCGGCAUUGGCCGCGGAGGAUGUGCGCUCGAAGAUCGCCUAUUACACUCAAUUGUACGAGCCCAUGGACGAGAGGACCUAUCCCAGGAUCAAGAUCGACACCGUCACCAUGGAUAUCGAGACCUGCAAAGUGUCCGGUCAUAUUGAAACCAGCGUGCUCAGAUAUCUUGGAGACAUCAGUCUAAGACCGCACACUCUUUAUUUCUCGAGGCACGGCGAGAGCGAGUACAACGUGCUCGGUAAAGUCGGCGGUGAUGCGGUACUGAGUGCCAGAGGCGAGCGGUAUGCUCAAGCGUUGUCGAACAAGUUCAACGCCAUGCGUAUUCCCGAUCUUCGUGUUCUCACCAGCCGCCUUCGCAGAACCAUCGCAACGGCACGCGGCAUCGAAGCUCCUCAGGAACACGUAGCCGCUCUGAAUGAGCUUCACGCGGGGGUGUGCGAGGGUCUCUCCUACGAGGAGAUGCAGGAGCACUAUCCACAGGAAUUCGCCUGGCGCGAUCAGGACAAGCUGCGUUAUCGUUACCCGUGGGGAGAGAGUUACAUUGACGCAAUGCAACGUGUCGAGCCGGUGAUUGCUGAGUUGCAGCGGUCCCACAACGUGCUCGUGGUGUCGCAUCAGGCGGUAUUGCGCUGCAUCAUCGGAUUCUUCCUCGACAAGAAACCCGAGGAACUGCCCUACAUGGAAGUGCCGCUGCACACGAUAAUCCGCAUCGCCAGCCAGGGCUACAAUUACAAGCUCGAGCUCUUCAAGCUGCCAAUCGAGUGCGUAAACACGACUCGCGUCAAGCCGACGAAUUGCAGCGGUGAUCGUACCGCCGACGAUGCCCUCAUCACUGUUCCAGCCCACUUCGAUAUACCGGAUCCUUGGAGGAAUCCCGGCAACGGGCCCACUCUCGUGCAACAGCAUUAGGAGAAUCAAUUUCGAGGUCAUUUUGAAAAUAGCGUAAGUCGACUUUUGCAACGCUAUUGAUCGUUGCGAUUGAUCUUUGAAAAAUCGUCGAUGUAUAUAAUCAGUGAUGCGCGGUUCUGCGCACACAAAACUGGCGCGACUUUUCGUAUUUGCUGUCAAUUAAUAAUAAUAUAAAUCUUAUAAAUAAAUAACAUAUAUCUCGGCGAUCUAUCAAUAUUAUACUAAUUAAGGAUUAAUAAAGUUUUCAAAAGUUGACUUACGCUAUACUCGAAAUAGAUGAUUCGCGCGAUCUUCUCUUGCGCCCAGAAUUAAUUGUAAAGUCGCGGCGCCAUCAAAAUUACUUGUCCACUGCUUGUAGUUUCCGGGGAUGAGCAAAGUGCUAUUGCAUAUAGAAGAAAGAAUUAGAUUAUCUUUAGUUAAUUAUUCUCAUAAUGCCAGCUAAGCGAGCCGAUUUUGUUUGCAAGCACAACUCUGAGAGUUUUUGCAGCUCUCAGACGAAUAGCACGUCGACUUGAUUGAUUUGUAAUCAGCAUCACAAUGAUAGAUAUAGAAAGUGUUUUUGAUUUCGCGUUUUAUUUCAUGCAACGUGAAAAUGUACAGACUUUUGGAUCUUUUUGACACUGAUCAUCGGCGAGGUUGCGCGAGGUUUUGUCUCUGAUCGACUUCGACGAUGGGUCUACGAUAUACACUCCGAUGCUACAACGUUCUCUUAAGUAGCAAUUGGGAGUCCAUGGUUCGAGCCCCCUACGUAUCGCGAGACAUGAUAGUUUUGUGUUAGUAGUUUAUAGAAUUACACAUUGUAUAGGCCCGUAGAUUAAGAGAGGAAGACAGAUACCUGUCGCGUUAAAUAUAAUACAGUCUUGUGUAUAUAAUAGAAUGGACGAUGGCAAGCGUUGAGAAGCGUUCGCGACAGAUUAGUAGCGCGCAGGUACUGCACCACGAAAUUAAAAUGCAAAUCAAUGCACGUUGUAUUUUCGUAUCUUAGAAUUUCUUUAACGGAAUUUCUUAUUCACGGAACACAUUGUAAAACUCUCAUUUCGUACUGUGAUCGUUUUUUCAACUUUUUAACGUCAGGAAUACAUAAUUUCAUUCAUUAGCGCGUUUUGUAUCCUUUGAGUGCCAUUGAAUUCAUAAUUACGCCGAGAUCGCCGAAAGAAGUAAUAAAUGAAGACACUUGGGGUAAUCGUUUGAUUUUGGAGUACGCAACAGUUACUUCCAACGGCCUUUUGUAACGAUCAGAAUAGUGGAUAAUUUAUCUAGUUACUCUCUAAGAAGUUAUAUUUUUAUAAAAGAUAGAUAUUAGAUGUAAUCAUAGAAUUACUCCGUUUAUAUAACAAUUUAUUCCUAUGUUUUAUCGAUUAUUUUAAUCAACAAUGCAAUAUAUAUAUAUAUAUAUAUAUAUAAUGUAUAAGUAUUCGUAAUCCAUAGAAAUAAGAUUGUUAAUUAUAUUAUUUUGUGUAAGUAAGUUAUGUGAAAACUUUUUACAACGAAACGGACGAUCGAAAGAAAACUUUGAAGCCUAUCAUAUAUCAGAGAUACAAAUUAUAUUAUAUUAUAUUAUACUUAUAUUUUUGUAGUGAUUGCGAUCGUUAUAUAAAUUAUGACUGUCUAUGCACAAUAAAAGAGAGUUUGCAAUUUCAAUAUAUAUUUUGCGAAACAAGUAUUGCUUGAAUUUUAUUGCCGUUAUCGCGUAAACUAAUUUAAACGUAUAAUCGGUAUAAUAAUUUUAAUUUACUACUAAAUUUCAUUUCAGCUAAACGGAUUGUUCUGUUGCACAUAUUUGUAAACCGAUUUAAUUUAAUACCAUGCAGACUUAUAAUGAAAUGCGUAGUUUUUUUAGCAUAAACGCGAUAUAAUGCGCAGGAAAGCGAAUACUUAACAGUACAUGCAUUUUGAUAUAAUAAAUCAACGGUAAUUCUACAAUUCGUAAUUUAUGCAUUAUUCUGCAUGAAGUUAAUUACAAUAAUAAUUUUUAUGUCGAUAGAUUAAAUUUGAGAAAUGUGGGUGAAUUAUUUUUUACAUGCUGUUGACUUUAUUGUUUCGUUUUAGUAAAAUACUUUAUUGCAUAAAAGCGCAUGAUAUUUUCUUAGACGCGAAUGUAAUUCUACAAAAUAACGCGUACGAUACUAGACCGUAGAUCUGAGAUUUGCGAGAAUUAGAUAAUUUAAUAGUCUUGGGGAAACCCGCUUGCGUAUGUUGUGUUGUGUAUGUCUUCCUUUUGAAGAAGAAUACAUCUAGUCGAUCUCUUGACAUUUCGACUGCUGAAGAUGUGAUUCUACACAUUCAAUCGCGAGAAGUAAAAAUUACAAUUUGUUAUAUGUAUGUACACUACAUGGAUAAAGUAUAUAGUCGAAAGCCUUAUAAGUUUUUUAUUUGUACACUCUUAAUAAAUAUUUUUUACAAAAUCA